Molecule: messenger RNA, 3061 nt
Organism: Vespa velutina
Lineage: Eukaryota; Metazoa; Arthropoda; Insecta; Hymenoptera; Vespidae
Product: probable H/ACA ribonucleoprotein complex subunit 1
Exons: 3
Coding region: 2026-2844 (272 amino acids)
Source: RefSeq, a predicted model, not a curated record
UCAUAGCAUCGAUAAAUAGGUCGAUUAAAUUAUUGAUAUUUAUCUGAAAAUAAUAUAUUUAAUAUAUUUACAGAUUAGUUUAUAAAUGUAUCUAAAACCUUUUAUAUAAUUGAAUUUACUUUAACCGAAUUAGUGACUGAGGAUGUACAAGAUGAAGCCGCAUUUGUAUUGAUGCAAUCAGACGAUGGUAAAACUAUCACUGAUCCGAAAUCAUUGAUUUUUUCAAAACGCUGAUUUUUUUCCGUUAUGAUUUUUACAUUUUUCGAAAUUUCUAUUUCAAGACAAACUUGAGUAAGCCGACGAAUUUCACGUUCCACCGCUUCAAAUAGAUUAGAACUGUAUAAUAGAUAAUAAAGUAUAAGUAAUUAUAGAACAUUUCAUCGUACGUGCUAAUUAACGCGAAAUACAAUUUACCUUCCGCUUGAAUUCGUUGGUAAAAAGAAGUGGUAUUGUUGGACUUGAUAAUGUCCCUUGUUCGUUUUCUACAAUAAAUGAAUUUCAGGAAGAUAAUUACCGUUAAAAAAGUAAAAUAAUUUUUAUAUCGUCCAACUAAAUUUUAAUAAAUUAAACUUACUUGCAAUUGUCCGAACCCAAGAAUAAGACCAUUGCUCGACCAUAAAAUUUUCUCAACUUUUGAUGUCGAAUUAUUAACAGAAUUUGAUGCUAUCAUGUAUGCUGAAAAAUGUUAACCGGUAAACAAAUAAAAAAGAUCUUUUGAUAUUUAAAUUAAAUUCAAAUUUGACAUACCUUGAAAUUUGACGAAUGAUCCAUUCAAAACGACGUUUAUUGUAGUAGUGCCAGGAUACAAAUAAAUACUGAUGUUUUUGUAUUUAAUUAACAAUUCAUUACCGUAUAUAUUAACUUUAUUGCGAUCCGAAACUUGGACUUGAAAAUUUUCCGGUAUUCUACAUACUAAAAUAUCUUUAUAUUAAUUUCAUGUUGUUAAUUUACGUUGCGAAUAUCGGACGUGAAACGGACAAAUAGGGUACGAUAAAAUUAAAGCUUAGAAACAUAGUUAGGCAUAUUAAAUCGUGCCGUUAUAUAUUAAUAAAAAGUUAAACGUGUGCUAUCAUGUAAUCGACUGCAAUUAUAUUCUUUCUUUACGCUAUAAUAUUAAAGUUAGGAAAUAUUUCGUUGUUACACGUUUAUUAUGACUAGAACAGAAAUAAUAUGAUCAAAUUUGUUUUAUUUUAAUGGAAAUCUCUUUGUGAAAUAAUGAAUUCAAUUUUUUACUCGAAAAUUUACUCUACAAUCCUUUCUACCUUUCUAGAACUGUAAUGGUCCGUUUGAAUUAUAAUUUUUACAUAUUUUAUUACAUUUUAUAACGUUUUUCUAAACUAGUUACACCAGUUUUCUUCUAAAAGUUCUUUUUUAUUUAUUUAUUUAUUUAUUUAUUUCUUUUUUAUAAGCAACCGUCAACAACAAGCUGGAAGAGAAAGAAGAAAAAAAAACAGAUAGAUAAUAAGAACUUUUUAUUUCUAUUCUAUCAGCAAAAUAUUUUGUUUAUAUUGAUAAUCGUACUCAUAUCUCAUACGAACAUCCUAUCCACUACUUUCCACUCUUGGAAAAAAAUGUGCGUAUGUAUAUAUCUAUGUAUGUAUGUAUGUAUGUAUGUAACUAUAUACGAUGGAAAGUUGUUGGAGUCUUACGAGUUUAUUUAUUUACUCGACUAGUUUUUAUUUGUGUGCGUUCAGUGCUCUUUAGAAAGAGAGUUACUACGUUUAGUAUCCUCGUAAGAAUGAUGAAGGAAGAAUGAAAAAUUAAUGCUCGUUCUAAUCAAGUUUCUUAAAAGGAUUGUCUAAUGAAAUUCAUUAUAUAUUACUGUUCCGUACGAGACUACGUAUUCGAGCGUGUACCGUUCAGGUAUUACGACACCGUUUGCAAGAGUUCUUCAAUUCCGCGAUGGUAUUAGCAUGAGAACUUUCGAUUGCGCUGGGUCCUUCCCGUUGCCUUUAGAAAGGGGCAAUUGAUAAAUUAGACUAGAAAGUCAACAAGGACCGAACGGACGGAAUAUUUUAUUUAUAUAUGAAACUAUAUGCACUCGUUCUUCUCGUCCUCGUGGCAACGGCAACGUUAGCCACCGAGACGAAGAAGCCAUUAAAGAAGGAGGCCAUCGAUAGCAAGGACGCAAAGAGUAAGAGAGGAUUGGAAUUAAGUUUGGGUCAUGGCUUCGGCGACUUUGGCGGGCACGAAGGACUUGGCGGCGGAUUGGGAGGAGGCCAUGGAGGAGGCUUCGGAGGAGGCGGAUUGGGAGGAGGUCAUGGAGGAGGCUUUGGAGGAGGCGGAUUUGGCGGUGGCGGUGGUUUAGGAGGUGGCGGUGGAUUGGGAGGUGGCGGUGGACUGGGAGGUGGCGAUGGAGGACGCAUAAGUUCUAUAACGAUCCAUCGAGAGGUUCAAGUACCAGUACCUGCACCAUAUCCGGUCGAGAGGAAUGUACCGGUUCCGGUGGCGGUGCCAGUGAAGGUCCCGGUUGAUCGUCCUUAUCCCGUGCACGUGCCUAAACCUUACCCAGUGCCCGUGGAAAAGCAUAUUCCGGUGCCAGUUGAAAAACCGGUACCAGUGCCGUUCAAGAUUCCCGUAAAGGUGCCCGUCAAAGUACCAUACCCGGUGAGCGUACCUGUAAAGGUACCUUUCCCUGUACAAAAGGAAGUACCUUACCCGGUUAAGGUCCCCGUUGUCGUCAAAGAAUCUUAUCCAGUACUCGUCCAAGGAGGAGGAGGAGGAGGAGGUGAUGGUGGUGGCUACGGUGGCGGCUAUGGUGGCGGCCAUGGCUACGGAGGAGGUGGCUUUGGAGGUCACGGCUUGGAGAUUUCCGAUUUUGGUGGAUUGCAUCAUCGACGAUGAUAUUCUUGACCAUGACCGUCGAGACCAGUCUACGCCAGCGAUUAUCAUCUUGUAUAUAAUUCUAGUAUUCCCUUCUUUCAAUUCCUUUUGCAUACCAACAGAUGCGCUAUUCUCUUUCUCUCUCUCUCUCUUUUUCUCUCUUUCUCUUUCUUUCUUUAUUUUUUUUUAUACGCGGAAGUCUUUAGAUUAAUUGCGAAAUAAAAUAAAUUAUUUUAUA